Drosophila gunungcola (fruit fly) is the source of this 550-nucleotide messenger RNA. RefSeq names its product HIG1 domain family member 1A, mitochondrial-like. The transcript has 2 exons. The record is from RefSeq and is a predicted model, not a curated record. Gene Ontology annotation, biological process: mitochondrial respirasome assembly. Lineage: Eukaryota; Metazoa; Arthropoda; Insecta; Diptera; Drosophilidae. Gene Ontology annotation, cellular component: mitochondrion. The annotation marks the transcript as partial.
UUUUUACUUUUACUCACAGGUAUUGGCGGAUUCUUAGCAGCUGGACUGAUUGGUGCGUACAAGUACCGGACCCGUGGAACGAUGAGCACCAGUGUGUUUCUGAUGCAGUUGCGUGUGGCGGCCCAGGGAACCGUAGUCGGAUGUCUGACCAUCGGAUUGGCCUACAGCAUGGCCAAGGAGUACCUAUUCGACAAGGCGCCCAAGGAAAAUGCAAAAUCACUGACUAACUGAAGAUCAUCUGGUUGCAUUGCCUCCCUCUCUGAAAAUCAUCCACCAACACAAAUCGGGAUUAUAUUAUAACUCUAUUUAUUGCAUUAUCAAAGAUUCAUACCGAUCAAGAGGGUUAGGAACCCUGGAGGGCUGGACUCGAAGUGUCCUAGGAAUUAGAUAAUGUUUUGUAUACCUGCGUAAGAUUGUGAUAUUGUGUUUGUUUAAUUGUACAAGUUGGACAUCCUAAGAAAGCUGUUAAAAGCGGACGACAAGAUAAUGAAUACCUCUCGCAUGAUAUGAUAUAAUUAAAUAAAACAAUUUAGACUAAAGCGAAAUCAAA